Colletotrichum spaethianum is the source of this 1548-nucleotide messenger RNA. RefSeq lists its product as uncharacterized. The record is from RefSeq and is a predicted model, not a curated record. Bases 1 to 1548 code for a protein of 515 amino acids. Gene Ontology annotation, molecular function: ATP binding; metal ion binding. The transcript has a single exon. NCBI's taxonomy places the organism in Eukaryota, Fungi, Ascomycota, Sordariomycetes, Glomerellales, Glomerellaceae.
AUGACAGCCGCAUCGAGUGACCCCUUUCGCCAGGUCCUCAAGGACCUGGCCCUUAUUGCGCUUAGCUUCGCCUUCUUGCCCUUAAACACAGCUCUGCUGUUCGCGUGCUAUGCGUGGCAGCGCCUGCAUCCCAGUCGGGUUUCCGGGGCAUCCGGUCCUACAGAUCGACCUCAGCCGCAGCACCGACGGACCAUCCUCGUCACCGGCGUCGGUAUGACAAAGGGCCUCGUCCUGGCACGACUGUUCCACCAAGCCGGUCACCGCGUGAUUGGCGCCGACUUCUCCCCUCACGCCUGCGGCAGCAGGUCCCGCGCCCUGUCCGCCUACCACGUCCUCCAGAAGCCCGGCCGCGGCAGUUCCGCCCCUUAUCUUGACUCGGUGCUCAAGAUCGUCGACAAGGAAAAGGUCGACCUUUGGGUCAGCUGCUCGGGCGUCGGCUCCGCCGUCGAGGACGGCAUCGUCAAGGAGGUCCUCGAGGCCCGCACCAGCUGCAGGGCCGUGCAGUUCGACGUUGCGCGGACCAGGAUUCUGCACGAAAAGGACUCCUUCAUGGAAUACACCCGGGAGACCGGGCUGCACGUGCCAGAGUCGUACCUCGUCACCAGCCGCAACGAGAUGAUUGCUGCGCUCGAAGGCGCUGCAGGGCUGUCGUACGACCCCAACAAGGAGGCUGCCAAACCACAGAAGGAGAGGAAGCCGCGCUUCAUUGCGAAGUCGGUGGGCGUCAACGAUCGAGGCCGUGGCGAUAUGACGCUGUUGCCGCUGCCGACGGAGAAGCAGACGUAUGACCACAUCUACCACCUCGAGUGGCUGGGCCUGUCGGACAAGGAGCCCUGGCUUCUGCAGGAGUUCAUUGACGGGCACGAGUUCUGCACGCACUCGCUCGUGGUGCGCGGCGAGGUGCGGGCCUUUGUGGCGUGUCGCUCGGCGGAGCUGCUGAUGCACUAUGUCGCGCUGCCGCCGGACUCGUCGCUGUCGCAGGCGAUGCUCGAGUUCACGAGGAAGCAGGCCGCGUCGUUCGGGGAGCGGUUCACGGGGCAUUUGAGCUUCGACUUCAUGGUGACCGAUACCGAUGUGGCCAUGGCUAAGAUGAGCAGCCCCGAGCAGCUGGAACUGUACCCCAUUGAGUGCAACCCGCGAGCGCACACGGCCGUCGCGCUUUUUGAAAAUACGCCAGACUUGGUAGCGCAGUAUCUCGCCGUCCUUGACGGCGAUCAGUCUUCGAACGGCUCGGAAGCUGAGGUGGUGACGCCGCGGCGCCCGGCCAAGUACUACUGGAUUGGCCACGACCUCUUCACACUCUUCCUGCUCCCCACGGCGCGGCUGCUGCUCUUCCGGAUGUCAUUGGCAGCCUACGGGCGCUCGGUGUGGGCAUUUGUAGAGCACGUCUUGUUCUGGAAGGACGGCACGUUUGAGCUUUGGGAUCCGCUGCCGGCGUGGUGGCUGUAUCACGUCUACUGGCCCAUGGUGUUCUGGGACUGCAUCGUCAAUAGGAGGAGCUGGAGCCGCAUCAACGUCAGCACGACCAAGAUGUUUGAGUGUGACUAA